CGCCGGGGCGGGGCUGAAGCACAGAUUGCGGCCGGAGCUGGCGCCGGAAGUGGGCAGGGUCUGGGCGUGUCCCCUGGCAGGAGCGGCCAUUGCGGACCGCUCACGGGCCGGAAGUGGGUGGAGCCAGGGCGUGUUCUCCGGGGAGAGCACUGAUUGCGGCCUGCGCGGGGACUGAAAGGGGGCGGGUCGGACAGGAGCGGGGCCCGCGGGAGCUAUGAGGCGGCCAGUGAGAAGGCCGGAAGUGGGCGUGUCCGUCCGGCGGGGGCGUGUCCGCGGGCGCGGCCGGGGGGCGGUGGCGGCUAGUCAGGCCGCUGCGGCGCCCGAGGGGCCUGAGGAGGGGCCAGCCGCGUCGGUGCGGAGCCCACCAGGUGCGCGGCCACGGAUGGAGGGUCCAGUGGAGUGCGGCGCCCGGGACCAGGCCGAGCUGGAGCAGCCCGUCGGCGGCGCCCUGGGCGGGACGCCCGAGCAGCGCGCCAGCGGCCGCCUCAGGGAGCCGGGGCACUCGGCGGCAUACCCCGCCGACCCCUCCGACCCCGCGGACGAAGCCCCGAGCGCGCCCCCGGGGAGGCGGCCCCGCGGCGGCCCCGCGGAAGAGGGCGCGCGGCCCGAGGUGCCUGGCGAUGCGCCGCGGCCCGGCCGCCCCGCGCCUCGGGAGGCGGCGGGCAGCUCCCCGCAGCUGCGGCGCGGCCCCGGGGGCGCGGACGGCGCGGCGGCAGAGGAGGAGGGCGCGGGCGCGCUGACGCUGGACCCGCUGGAGCACGCGUGGAUGCUGUCGGCCGCCGACGGCCGCUGGGACAGUCUAGAGGGGCUGCUGGCCUGCGAGCCCGGCCUGCUGGCCAAGCGCGACUUCAUCACCGGCUUCACCUGCCUGCACUGGGCGGCCAAGCACGGCCGGCAGGAGCUGCUGGCCCUGCUGGUGCGCUUCGCGGGCCAGCACCGGCUGCCGGUGAACAUCAACGCGCGCACAAGCGGCGGCUACACCGCACUGCACCUGGCGGCCAUGCACGGGCACGUGGAGGUGGUGAAGCUGCUGGUCGGGGCCUACGACGCGGACGUGGACGUGCGCGACUACAGCGGCAAGAAGCCUUCGCAGUACCUGAGCCCGAGCACCGCCGAGGAGAUCCGGACCCUGGUGGGCGCCCUGGACGAGGACGAAGCCGAGAGCACGGCGGGCAGCGGGGGAGGGCGCUGGAGGCUCUCGAGGGUGCUGCCCUCGACCCUCAUCUCCGGCAGACUCUCGCACGGUCUGGAGGACGGCGGGGACCACCACCACCAUCACCAUCACCUGGCCGAGGGAUUGGCUGCGGGCAAAGCGAAGGAGCCGGGUCGCAAAGCCUCGGGCAGCUCUAGUGGGCGGAUGAAACCCAGACUCAACAAAAUCCGCUUCCGAACCCAGAUCAUCCACACCACACCCUCUUUCAGAGACCCGGAGCAGCCCCUGGAGGAGGGGGAGGACGAAGAGGAAGACCGGUCUUUUAAAGGCCACUCAUCCUCAUUCAAACUGAGACCCAAGUCCAAUGUAUUCGGGUAAAAAUGAUUUUAGAACGUUCUAAGACUUGUUUGUCGUCUUAGGAAUAGGGUACUAGGUGUAGACAAGGAAGUGAGACCAGAAAAGACUUAAGCUAAAUGCUGCAUUCUUACUUCGGGGGGUUGGAAAGGACGGGGAGGAAUUCUCCUUAGCAGUAUGGCUGCAGUGGAUUUCCAAGCGAUUCCUCAAACCUUGACCUAGGCCUCUUUUCCCCCUGCCACCCUUCUGCGCUGGAGUCCCUGUUUCUAAGGACUGAAAGUGUAUCAAAAUCAGGUGCAGAGUUGAUGACUGAGGGUCCCUUUGAUUGAAACAUUGCCGGCUACCAUGCAGAGUAAGGAGCAUUGCACAUUCGUAUCUGUUUUUAAUAGUGGCGACUCUUCCAAGAGCAACAGGAAAUGCAAAUUGUAAUGAAGCUGGUAGUGUUUGUAAGUGUGAACAAACCGACAUACUACCCUGUGUUUUUACUAAUUGCAUUUGAUUUUAAGAUGCUACUGAAGGUCAGGUCAGAGUUGAAAUGCACAAAUACUAAUUAGAGAAUAAUGUGAAUGCAAUUGGAAAUCUCUUGGUACCCUACUUGUAAGUAGUGUUCACCUCUUUUCAAAAGCAAUUUCAGCUUUGGUCACUGAACUAAAGAAAUAGGCAACAUUCACUUUUGAGUUAAUCUGUUGUGUGGUUUCCUCUUACUUAUCUCUAAUACCACUGCACUUAGUAUUAAGGUACAUUAUUAAUAACUACAUAAAUUUUUAUUUAAAGAAAACCCUUUUUAGCAACCUAUGGUACUUUUAAGUAAAUGUUACCUCUGGUUCUGAUUCUCACUAACUUGUUUUGCUUUUCCAAAAGUCUGAAUUUGUCUGAGUUUUUAUUCUGGGGGUAAUUUAACCGUUGGUUCUACUUGGCAUGACCCUAUUUGACAGUGCUUAGAGUUGAAUUGCCUACAGAAACUGUUUCUGGUUUAGAUUAUUAACAAAAAUUGACAUAAAUGUUAAUGAACUGAU
Molecule: messenger RNA, 2523 nt
Organism: Aethalodelphis obliquidens (Pacific white-sided dolphin)
Lineage: Eukaryota; Metazoa; Chordata; Mammalia; Artiodactyla; Delphinidae
Gene: SOWAHC
Product: sosondowah ankyrin repeat domain family member C
Exons: 1
Coding region: 215-1531 (438 amino acids)
Molecular function (GO): protein binding
Source: RefSeq, a predicted model, not a curated record